This is a messenger RNA of Haemorhous mexicanus (house finch), 473 nucleotides long. RefSeq names its product colipase (gene CLPS). The transcript has 3 exons. Gene Ontology annotation, biological process: positive regulation of catalytic activity; lipid catabolic process; digestion. Bases 26 to 367 code for a protein of 113 amino acids. The record is from RefSeq and is a predicted model, not a curated record. Gene Ontology annotation, cellular component: extracellular region. Gene Ontology annotation, molecular function: lipase binding; enzyme activator activity. Lineage: Eukaryota; Metazoa; Chordata; Aves; Passeriformes; Fringillidae.
GUGGCUCAGCCUGAUCAAGCCCACCAUGGCCAAAGUGGUGCCUGCCUGCCUGCUCCUGGCCCUGCUGCUCCUGGCCCCAGCCCUGCUGGCCCAGGAGGAACGAGGGCUCAUCAUGAACUUGGACACCGGGGAGCUGUGCCUGCAGAGUGUCCAGUGCAAGAGUGGCUGCUGCCACCACGACCACCUCCUCGGCCUGACCCGAUGCGCCCCGAAGGCAGCUGAGUUCCAGGAGUGCUCCCCAAAGACCGUCUAUGGGGUCUACUUCAAGUGUCCCUGUGAGAGCGGCCUGAAGUGUGACGCCGAUAAAAGCAUCGUGGGCUCCAUCACCAACACCAACUAUGGGGUCUGCAAGGACCCCCGGGAGUGAAGAAGGAGCCCCCUGUGCCCCUCUACGCUGCCCCUGCCCUUCCCCCCCUCCUGGGAUUCCUGGGUCUAGCUGUAGGAGAAUUUGAAUAAAGCCCAGCUUCUGCCGA